Molecule: messenger RNA, 4040 nt
Organism: Thamnophis elegans (Western terrestrial garter snake)
Lineage: Eukaryota; Metazoa; Chordata; Lepidosauria; Squamata; Natricidae
Gene: WWC3
Product: WWC family member 3
Exons: 23
Coding region: 325-3948 (1207 amino acids)
Biological process (GO): regulation of hippo signaling; negative regulation of organ growth; regulation of DNA-templated transcription
Cellular component (GO): cytoplasm
Molecular function (GO): kinase binding; molecular adaptor activity
Source: RefSeq, a predicted model, not a curated record
AAGGGCGGGCGGGAAGCUUGCGGUGGCCUCUGCUUCCUCGGACGGGGCCAGGGCCGCUUUGAAGGGACAGCUGAGGCGGCGGCAGCGGCUGGGCUGGUCCCGGUGUCUUGCCGGAGGCGGGAGGGCGAGAGAAUGGUGAAUCCGGAGCGGCGGAGGCGCUGCUGCAGCCGGAGCUGCCUGUUUGUGGCCUCACGCGGCUGGGCCGCGCGCUAAUCAGGGCUGGAGGCAGCGGCGCCGAGCACUCGGAGCCCCGCGGCCGAAGAGCGGCUGCUGGAGGGAGAGCGCUUGCCGCCGAGGCUGCGGCCCGGGAGCGGCGGCGGAGCCAUGCCGUGGCUCAGCGGAGGACGGAGACGGCGACGGCAGCAGCAGCAGGCGGCGGCGGCGGCGCCCGGAGGAUCAGGGACGGGGCCGCCUCCUGUCGCGCCCGCUGCGGCGAUCGGAGGCGGCGGCGGCGGCAGUGGGCCGCGAGGCCGGGAGAGCUCGGAAUUGCCUUUGCCCGCUGGUUGGGAGGAGGCGAGGGACUACGACGGACGCGUCUUUUACAUCGACCACAACACCCGGCAGACUUCGUGGAUCGACCCCAGGGACAGGAUUACCAAGCCAUUAACUUUUGCUGACUGUGUUGGUGAUGAACUACCUUUAGGAUGGGAAACUGUUUACGAUCAACAGAUUGGGGUUUAUUACAUGGACCACAUAAAUCAACUCACACAAAUUGAAGACCCAAGAGAGCAAUGGAGAAGAGAACAGGAGCGCAUGCUAAAGGAAUAUUUAAUUGUCGCUCAGGAAGCACUUAAUGCCAAAAUGGAAAUUUAUCAAAUUAAGCAGCAGCGAUUUGAGCUAGCACAAGAAGAGUAUCAACAGUUGAACAAAAUGUGUGAGGAUGACAGUUACUCUUAUGCAAGUACAUAUUCUGGAUUUUCAACCAACACUAAAUACAACCCAUCUCAGAUUAAAGCAGAAAUAGCUAGUCAGCGUGAUAGACUUUCUAGAUUAAAGAGAGAAUUAACACAGAUGAAGCAAGAGCUACAGUACAAAGAAAAAGGAGUAGAAACACUGCAAGAGAUUGAUCGGAAGAUGUCUAAUUCUCAUGUGAAUUAUAAAUUGGAUGAAGCCCAAGCAAUAAUGAAUGAACUUCGAAGCAUCAGGAAGGCCAUAUGUUUGGGUGAAAGAGAAAGACAAGACUUAAUGCAAAGUCUGGCCAAGCUGACAGAUGGAUUCAGAAAUAGUUGUUGUAUUACAGAAUCUUUUCAUGAUCUUCAGCACAGUUCUGGUUCAUUCAAUGAUGCCAAUCUAUCUCAAAUAUAUUGUGAUGCUUGUUCUCAAACUGACAUCAUUGGCGAGCUUGGAUUGGAAGAUACAACAAGACAUGUAGACAAAAUGAAACUGAUUUGGCAGUAUGAAGAGACCAAAAAAAGAAUUUUCAGAAUCCAGCAACAGUUGGCUUUACAAGACCAGGAAUCUUGGCCAGGAAUGGCGGAGGCAGAUAUUGAUCAUCUUCAGCUUAUUAAAGAAAAAGAGGCUCUUUUACAAGAACUGCAGCUUAUAAGUCAACAGCAGCGUUCACCAGAAGAUCUGAAACACAUAGAGGAGGAAAAAAGGCGCUUGGAGGAGGAUAUCCAGCAGGCUCAGGCUACUUCUUCUCAUGGUGCUGCUGAAAGGAUACUCUCACAAGAGAAGAAGAAUUGUUUGCUUAUGCAGUUGGAAGAAGCAACUCGUUUAAGUUCUUAUUUAUGCUCACAAUUGAAAAGUUUAUCUGCCAGUUCUUUGACAAUAUCUUCUGGAAGCAGUCGAGGAUCAUUGGCAUCCAGCCGUGGGUCAUUGGCAUCCAGCAGAGGCUCCCUGAGUUCAGUUAGUUUCACAGACAUCUAUGGUCUCCCUCAGUAUGAUAAGUGUGAUAUUGCGGUUGAAUAUGGUCAUCAUAAGCGAUAUGAUCCAGUUUCAGUUGAUUCUCAUAACAAAGAUGUACAGUAUCAUGAGUCUAUUGGAUCCCCAGUUAGCAGUAAACAACGAAGAUCUUUAGAUACUCCUCUGUCUUUGGCAUCAUUGUCAUCAAGAUCAUCUCUUUCUUCACUAUCACCUCCAAGUUCUCCCCUGGACACUCCCUUCCAAUCCGCUUCUCGGGAUUCUCCAUUAGUCCAUAAGUCAGAAGGGUAUGAAGAAGUAACAUACACAGGUGCAUCAGAAGUACUUCGAGCUCAGGGCUCUGUUUUGGGUGAAGACAAAGGACAAGAAAUUAUGGCAUUUAAGGCUAAUGAAUAUUCCACAAGAAAUGAAGCAGGGCUGCAAAUUAUCAAUGUUCCAAAUUCUGGUGCUGUGACGUUACGUGAAGAUAGUACUAGAAGAUUGGAAAGGAGAUCCAGGCGAGUCUCAGCAUGUCUGUCCAAUUAUUCACUGGCUAGUGACAGUGGCGUAUUUGAAGCUUUAAGCAAAAGAAAUGAAGAUGUUGAAGAAUCACUUUAUAGUGAUGGUGUCACUAAUGAAGAGCCCAAAGUGCAGGUUGGAUUUCUGCAUGACAGUGGAAGUGAGUGUCUCCUUGUCCAUGUGUUGCAGCUGAAGAAUUUUACUGGCUUUGCCAUGAAAGAAGGCUGUAAAAUACAUGUGAGAAUAUACUUACCAUCUGUUGAGUCAGGCACAACAACCACAUAUUGCUCUAAGGCUUUGGAAUUCCAGGCUUCGUUAAUAUUUAAUGAAGUCUUUCAGAUUCCUGUACAAUCAAAUAUCUUAAAACUCAAAGCGCUGCAACUUUACAUUUGUUCACUUGGCCAGCACCAACAAGAAGAAUUAUUGGGCAUUGCUCAGAUCAGCCUAGCUAACUAUGAGAGUGCUAGUGAGAUGCAGCUUUGCUGGUAUCCUGUUCAGACCUUCAUUGGUUCAGAAUGUGAACAAAAAAAAGAACAACCUAAGCGUGAAGAAAGUGCUUCUCAUUCUGUUGAAAAUGAAAAUAUAAUGAAAAUGGAUGCUGUGACUGUUCUUUUAGCUAGGACCACAGCUCAACUGGAAGCUGUCGAGAGAGAGCUUGCAGAAGAGAGAGUAAAACUGGAGUAUACAGAAGAGGAAAUACAACAGAUGGAACAAAAAGAAGAUCAAGGAGAAGCUGUGUCAGAGAGAAGCUGGCAAGCAGAAUCAGUUGAUAGUGGAUGUAGUAAUUGUAUGCAGUCCAGUUAUCACUUGGACUCCUAUUGUGGUGAAUCAUUGCAGAUUCCUAUUUUUGCCUCUCAAACAAAUCAAUGUAUUUCUGGAAAAAUUCCAGCUCCAACUUUAAAGGUGGACAAGGAGACUAAUACAGAAGAUCUUUUUCCUGAAGAAAUGGUUUUGCCUCAUAAAAACAGACUAGGCCGUCGCUCCCGUGGUUCUGCAUUUGUUCGUAAUAAUACUAUUGUUCGCUCACAGACAUUUUCACCUGGUGCACGAAGUCAAUAUAUUUGCCGACUAUAUCGUAGUGAUAGUGACAGUUCCACUUUGCAAAGAAAGUCACCUUUUAUACGGAAUACUUUGGAAAGGCGUACGCUGCGUUAUAAGCAGCAUUCAUGUAGAUCAUCUUUGGCUGAUCUUAUGGAAAGGACUUCCCUAGACCUGGAGCUGGAUCUUCAGGCAUCAAGAACAAGGCAGAGACACUUAAAUGAGGAAUUAUCUAUUCUAAGAGAAUUGCGGCAGCGUCUGGAGGAUGCCCAGCUUAGUGGUCAAACUGAUCUGCCUCACUGGGUCAUUCGUGAUGAACGAUUCCGAAAUUUGCUGAAGGAAGCAGAAAGGCAGACAAGGCAAACAAAAUUUGAGCAUCGUCAACAACAAGCAGCUGAAAAAUUGCUUAAAAAAGCUUCCAAAGAAGUAUACCAACUGCGUGGUCAAAAUAAAAAAGAACCUCUUCAGGUGCAGACUUUCCGGGAGAAGAUGGCAUUUUUUACAAGGCCAAGGAUCAAUGUCCCACCUCUGCCAGCUGAUGAUGUAUAAUGAAGUAUUUAUCUGCCUUUUCUUAUUUUAAUAUGAAGUUAUUGAACUACUUAAGUUUAUUUUUUAAAAAUAUGCAAAGAUUAUUAAUAUAC